ACAUAUUCUUUCUUUCUAGGAAAAAGUAUUUUGACUCGUGCACCUUCCGGCAGUCAGUUCACGACAACAGUUCGAUACUAUUUUGAUUAACUUGUAAGGAGACUUUUCUCCUGAAAGAUACACAUCUCUUCCGCAGUCUUCCGCAGCAAUAUUGGAAUAGACACAAGAAAUGGAGCGCAAUUAAUCUCACGUGUCAAUAUUUUUCAUCUGAGCACAUUUUCCUUGACCGCCUUUCCCUGCGCCUUCAUUCCUCUUCCUCUAACUUGAUGGUCUUCGCAAUCCUUUUCUCCCUAGAGUUUACACCUGCUGUCAUUGACAUCUCAGCAAAGUAACGUAGUACGUGAGCCUGAAGUUAGCUUGAGGUUUUACUUGACGCCUUAUGAUGAAUGUGUCAAGGCACCUUGAUCAAACCCGUAAUAACGCUAAGGAAGCGACUCCUUGCCGUCAUUAAACCGCCGGAAACCAGACAACAGCCAGGGGGAGAAGCCGCGGGGGCGCACGGAUCGACAGCACAGGUGCCAGUGACGUCAUUAAUAACACUGAUAGUGUGAUCCUCACUCGAGGGUGAGAGGAAAAAUAGUUUACAUAGUUCAGUGUGUGUAUUUGGGUUUGAGCCUCGGAAGAAAAGAACUUAGUGCUAGUGAGGCUUAGCUGCUCCUGCCGGGAGGUGGGGAGUGUGCAGCAUGGAUCCUGGGAAAAUAUUCCAGAUCAUCACCAACAGCACGCUGCUGGCCACUCGUCUGGUAUCCGGCGCGGGAGGUCCUCUGCAAUUUUCUGACCCGCGCUAUUGUGUCCUGCUGACCGAGGACGCUCCCCCCUCCCUGAAGGUGAUCCAGGUGGCCGCCACGCAUAAGGAUGAUGUGGCGAUUCGCUUCAGCAUUACGGGAGGCAACAGGGACGGUUUGUUCACCAUCGACCAGCGUUCCGGCCUCAUCUCCCUCGCAGCGCAACUUGACUACGAGCGCCAACCCAAACACGAGUUGGUGGUGCGAGCGGAGGGUGGCGGGCUGGCGGUCAUGUCACUGGUUCAGGUGACGGUCGUUGAUGUGAACGACAACCCGCCACACUUCCUGCAGGACGACAUGGUGGUGACGAUUGUAGAGGAGGACGACCAGCACUUACCAGCGACCAUCUUCAAAGUUGAAGCAGAGGACCAGGACGCAGUAGACGCCAAGGGACUGGUGUACAGCGUGGGCGGGGAAGGUUUGGUGGGACCCGAUGCAACCUUCACCAUCAACCCCCACACGGGCCACCUGCUGCAGCUCAAGGCUGUGGACCGAGAUCCUCCAAAGGGCCGGGCAGUGUGGCGCGUCAAGGUGCAGGUGCGAGACGGCCAAAGGGUCUCGCCUUCUCUGGCCGCCGCCGCCACCCGGGCCUCCAGACGUCCCCGCCUGUCCCCUCCCAUUCCGCAGGAUCGCCCAGAAGAUAACAGCGCGCCACGGUUUCUUCCUAUCCACGGAUCAGCCUCAUUUCCCGGAUCACGGUACUUUUCAGGGAAUAACAGAAACCCACUAGAGAAGCCCUAUUACUUUAUCCAAGCUCCCAAGAAUUCCCUGGAGAGGAAACACGGUAUGUUGUAUGACUCUCGCUGGCCAUCACAAAUUGAGUAUUUCCAGCAGACUGGCCAAAGGUUACCCGAUCAUCGAUUCGUUCGACGAGAUCCGAUUUCGUUGUCCAGUGCUAUUCUAAAGGCGGAGGGGAACCGAGAGGAGGGAAAGGAAGAAAGGGAAUCGAAAGAAGAAUUGGAAGAAGACGAGAGAGCCAAGGGGAAGGAAGCGGCCAGCCGUAAGCCCUCGAGGAUGAAGGAGGCGAGUGGAAGGAGAAAUGCGGAUACGCUAACCUUUCUGCCAAAUGGGAAAAAUGAAAUGACCGACAAGGGAAUUGUGACGCCCUCUAAAAGCGAAGACAAACCAUCAAACCAGCAUGGCAGGCAUUUGAAUAAGAAGGAGCAGCAUAUUUCCCAAAGUGAGUGGAUGACGGAGAGGAAGUUGCUAGACAAGAAUCGCAGAAUCUCAAAGGAAGAGAUGGUAAUUGAAAGAAAACGUAAGACGGGGAUCAGUAAGCAAGUUGCCACAGGAAGGAUGAGGAGGACAGAAGAGGACAGUGUUUCUGAGGAGAAAUAUAGUUCCUUGCACCCUUGCGGUAAUGACGAGAGAGGACUACCGAUGGGAAGUAAAUGGCUACGUGAAACUAUGUGUGGCUCAGAGCGCCACAGGAAAAGUCUCAAUAGAAACGAAGAGUGGGCCAAGCCGAAAAGAGCCAAGUACCCCACCUUUAGAAAACAUCAGCAGAGUGGCUUUCAACGUAAAUUGCUUUCCUUCAGAGGAAGACAGAAACCAGUCGUUCUCGGAGAUGGUAUCAGAGAAAGAACAGAAGCUGAAGAAGGCUUGUUUACGUCUGCGAAACUCAAUUUACAGCCAGAUCUUGAAACCACAUUUAAUGACAAUGAUACUUCUCCAGUCAACUUUGAUGUUUAUUUUGGUCCUACUGAAAGUAAUGACGAUAACAUUCGAAAAAACUUUAAAUCCUCCAAGGGCAUUACGUACAAGCGCAGCCGAAGUUCAAAGCAUGUACUGGCUGCUAAGUACACACCAGUGCAAUACAUUGUGGAUUACUCUGGCAGGCCGGAGAUGGAGGUAAAAGAGCAAACAAGCACGAUAGUCUCUAAUGAAGCAGACGGCGUGUGGGAACAUGACUUUGAUGAGCUUUACCGAACCCAUUCAAUCGCGUACCAGAAUAAACGUCACAAAAGAUACAAAAGAAAAGCUGUUGUCAAACGCCUAACAUCACCUGACAGCAUCAGACCAAAGCUGCACAGAAGCCUCUAUAAACGUGACCAUUCCCCAAUCGACGUUCCAGUGAAACGCAGUGAGCACAUGAAGGUGGAUCGUAUCAUAAUGAGCCAGCUGGGGGAGGACCUGGUGUACGUGAAGAAAUACAAGGCGGUGGCAGGCCGAUGCGAGGCUCCAGCCAGCUUCUCCGUAACCAGCAAGGAGGAAGAAAAGGAAAAAGAGAUCGAGCAACCAGAAGAUCUCCAAAAAGUAAAUGAUGAGAAGAGAUGGUGGCAAAUGGUGCAGGAAAUGGUGGAGGAGAUGAGAAGAGAGCAGGUGCAUGUGGCGGAGACUGUGGUGACGGUGGUGGUGAAGGACAUCAACGAUAAUGCUCCAGUAUUCCCUAACGCCACCAUGUUUGGGGAGGUGCAAGAGAAUGGCCCAAUAGAUCUUUCGGCGGGUGUGGUGUGGGCGUGGGAUGCCGACGACGAGGAAGAAGGCACGAACGCCAUCCUCACUUACUCCAUAGACAAGAACGUGGUGGAUGAAAGAUCUGGGGAGGCUAUCUUUGAUAUCGACCCGAAGACUGGCCUGGUGCGCACAGCUAUCUGCUGCCUAGACCGGGAGACCACGCCCGAAUAUCAUAUCCAGGUGGUGGCGACGGACGGCGGCGGGCUAAAAGGAACAGGGACGUUGGUGGUACGCUUGGUGGACGUCAAUGACAAUUCCCCGCGUCUGACGAGAGACCUGUGGGUGGUUGAAGUGAAGGAGACGUGGGGUGACGGACCUGCCAGCAAUUACACCCUCCUGCAAGUAACCACCGCUGACCAAGACACCUCCAACUAUUUCUACUACAGGGUGUUAGAGAACAGUGGCUGGGGUUGGCAAUACUUUGCUAUGAGAACUGAGGGGUCCGCUGGCCAACUUUAUGCACGUGAGACUCUGGACUUUGAGGAUCCGGCUCAGCGAAGAGGGUUUCGCUUCAUGAUCCAAGUGACGGACAGGGGACGCGGCGGCUGGGGUGAUUCCCGUCACACGGACACUGCUUGGGUGGAGGUUCGCCUUACUGACGUGAACGACAACCCGCCAAUGUUUCGUCGACCACACGUCCAUGUUACUGUCAGCGAGGACACGGCGCCCGGUGCCCUCCUGGCCUCCCUCACCGCCACCGACCCUGACGAGACGGGCCACCAAAGAGUGAACUACCACGUGGAGGGAGGCUGGGGCGCCCUAAGAGUGGAUCCGGGCGGGGGCGUGAGGCUGUGGCGUGCCCUGGAUCGUGAAACUCCUGGUGGAGAGGUUGGCGUCGCCAAAGUGGUGGGCGUGGACGAAGGGCGUCCUCCUCUUUCCUCCACCGCCACUCUCACCAUUACUGUCAGUGAUGUAAACGACUGCCCGCCGCGCCUGCUGCCGCCCACGCUGUUGCACGUGAAGGAGAGCGCGCCGCCUUCCCUCCUGGGCGUCCUCACAGCCACUGACGAUGAUCUGUGGCACCUCGGUCAUGGUCCUCCCUUCACCUUUAGUAUGGCGCCCUCCAACCCGGCACUCAUCACCCGUACUCUGAGCCUAAAGUACCACGAGAACUUAGACAGUGGGAGAGGCGGCGCCGAGUUGUGGUCUGUAAUGGCGCUGGACAGAGAGGAACAACGCCAGCUGACAGCAGAGGUGACGGUGGAGGACUCCGGGGGCCUGGCGGCUACGCACCCAGUCACUGUAGUCGUGGACGAUAUAAAUGAUAACCCAAUGAAGCCAGGAGCCAAGGUCGUCCACGUGUGGAAGAUUCAGGGUGCAGGAUCUGAUGUAGCGCUAGGAAGGGUGUACGUGGACGAUCCUGAUGACUGGGACCUUGAGGACAAGACUUUCAGCUGGGCAGGACCGCCUCACCCCCUAUUCACCCUCCAGGCUGCCACGGGGGAAGUGUUCGCCUCCACCCAGCUGAGAGAGAGGAAGUACGAGCUGCACUUUCUGGUAUCGGACGCACACUGGGGCCAGACGGACGUUCCUGCCAACAUGACGGUAGAGGUGCGGCAUCUUAGCCCCGAGAGUCUGGCCCAUGCUGUGCCUAUCACCCUCACGCCCACUUCCCCCGCAGCCCUUGCCGCCGCCUGGAACCCCACACAAGGAGGAGGAGGCUUGGGGACAUUGACAGAGGCGGUGAAGCAGGUGGUCGGGGCGGCAGCCAAAGUAAUGAUCGUCAGUGUUUAUGGGAUGCCUUCCACGCCAGAGUCAGCACCGAUCCUUACCUACCUGAACCUUCCGUUUGCUGCCUCCUACCUGUCGGUGCCACCCUCAGGAACUCCGACGCCUUAUGCUUGCGUGUGGCUGAGCGUGCGGCAGGCGGCUGGAGGCUUCAUGGACCCAGUCAAGCUGAACGGACUACUUUCCCUCAACCAGAACCUGCUAGAAAAAAUUAUGAAGCUGCGUGUUGUGGUGGGAGAAACAGUGUCAGCCCCCUCCACUCCGCCGCCACACCCGCCCUCCAUGACCUCCCUCGCCUCUGUUGCUCUCCCACUACAGGUGGUGGACACGAAUCACACUUCCUUGGUGACGCCGCGCCUCACCCGCGCCCAUGACUGCCACCGCCGCAGUCAUCAUCUGGAGGAGGAGUCCUGCACACCCUCAACUUGCCUCAACGGUGGGCGCUGUGUCAGGACGGAUUCGGGCAACAGGUGCCUGUGUCCGGGUAGAUCGUGGGGGCCUCGCUGCAAAGUGCUCGCUCGCACCUUCUCAGGCUCUGGCUGGGCCUGGGUUCGUCCAUUGCCUCCCUGUCUUCCAACUACUGUCUCGCUGCGUCUCCUGCCACGUCUUCCUAGUGGACUCAUUCUGUACUCUGGCCCUCUCUCCUCGACCUCCACGUACCCUCACUGGGGCCCGACACCUAUGCUUGCCGUGCAGCUGGUAGAAGGUCGCCCACAGGUGGUUCUAGAGGGAGGCAGGGGAUCUAUGAAGCUACAGGUGGACACCUUGCUUCGGCCUGGUACCUGGCACACCUUGCACCUGCACCUUGAUGCCCAGGGCGUGGUGUUGAUGGUGGACACAUGUGGGCGAGGCUGGGAGCGCGGCAUAAACAAUGAGCGUCACUGCAUUGCUCGAGCCGCCUGGGCCAAGACAGAAGACACUGACAGCUGGAGCAGCGGCGUGCCCCUUCAGUUGGGAGGCCUUGCGCAUCACCACCCUCGACCCUCAGACUUUGGAUGGACCACUGGGCCACACCCUGAACCUCUGAAUGGAUGUAUAUCGCACCUCACCAUCAAUGGUGAACUCAUAGACUUAGGAGAGCCGGCGUACAGUAGCAAUAGUCAGAAAGGCUGCGUGCCACAGGAUGGAGCCUGUGGACAAGGAACAUCUUACUGUGGUCUUCGAGGGGAGUGUGUGGGUGGUCUGGAGGAACCUAAAUGUGAGUGCGCGGCCGGAUGGAUGGGACCAAAGUGUGCCUCCCCCACUACACCAGUUGCCCUCAGACAAUCUUCAUUCACAAAGGUGACCUUAUUCCGGCUGCCAGACCCAUACCAUGUCACGUUGCAACUGCGAUUAAAACUACGGGGAAGACACGAUGGUCUGCUGAUGCAGCUGGCCACCAAGCCAGACUCUGUGUCCCUGAAAUUAAGACUUCGCGGCGGAGUGGCGUGUGCAGUUCUCACCACAGAGGAGACAGAGCAGGAAGUGUGCCUGGAGAGUUUUCCCCUUGGCGAUGGACAGUGGCACACUCUACACGUGGGCCGCCACGGUCAUAAUCUUGGUAUAGGAGUGGACGAGUGUGACGGCUGGAAGCAGAACGACACGUUGCCUUCCCUGAGCUCCACCACUGACCACGGAGAGAUGCACGGUUUUAUGGUAGCACCUCCCGCUCCGCUCUUAGUGGACAAGAAAGAUGGGGUGUUCCUUGGUGGCAUUCCCGAGUUCGUCAGCCUGAGUUUGGUUGCCGUGCACGAUGAUCUUACUGACAGUUGCCUGGACGACGUUCGAGUGUCUGGUGAGACUGUGCCGCUGCCGCCUGUGCUCAACCACACCUCCUGGGGGCGCGUCACCACACUGAAAGGGCUGGAAGCGGGCUGCUCUGCGCGGGACGCCUGUUUUAAUACCACUUGCCUUCCUCCUCUCACCUGCCAUAACACCUGGAGACAAGCCACCUGCAGCUGUGGACCGGGACGACACCUGGUGGGCCACGAAUGUCAAGAUGUGGACGAGUGUUUGUUCAAACCUUGCCUGCACGGCGGUACGUGCUAUAAUCUCCAGCCGAACUACCAGUGCACCUGUGGACCAGAUCACACCGGCGACUAUUGUCAAUGGUUGAGGCUGCCUUCGGACACACACCCGCUGAAGGCGCCCAUGGCAAUCGCUGCUCUCACUCUCUCCAUUCUUCUCGUUGUGGUGAUCGGCGUGGUGUUGACGCUGCGCCACCACCGCUCUCGUGCUGCCAGAUCGUCGCCGCUUUGUCCGGGGGACUUGGACAAGGGAAGCCACGCGCUAGAGGCUCCUGUGACUAUCGAAGCCGUAACGGAUCUUUCUCGCACCCAGGCAGGCACUAGACACAUCCUCAGCCCUCUAGGCCUUUCUCAAUCAGUGGACGGUAGUCAAGGCGGGGUUGACGUGAGUCUCGCUUUACCGCCCACUUCACUCAAGCAUCGAGAAGGCAGCCUUACAAAAUCAAGCAGUACCAGUUUAACAAGAUGUUCUAUCAUCACAGUGUGUGACACAGCCGAGGACCUGACUCUGCACCAAAGACUGGACAGACAACUCACAGUUUUCUCAACAGACACAAGUACAGCAGCCCCGCCACCGCCAUCGUCAUGCUCCAGCGUAGAUUGUUCAAUAUCCAGUACACCAGAUCGAGCAGAUGGGGGAGGUGGAGGAACGGCGAGGCAAAAGGCAACCCUAGUUAGGAAGAGUGCCGCUUCCGCCACGCCGCUCCUCGCCCAAGAUGACUUGAGAGCUUAUGCCUACGAGGGAGAUGGCUCACCUUCAGGUUCCCUCUCCUCUACCGUCUUAGGUCUACAAAUGGAAGCGAUGGAGGAAGAGGAGAGGGAGGGUCCAGUGAAGCCGCUAAUCCCGGCGUAUGGAGACGUGCUUGACCUUCUUAAGAACCUCCCUGAUGCCGUUCCUGUGCCCAAGCAACCCCAAGCCUCGGCAGCCACCAUACACAGGGGGCAGAAGAGUACGUCUCAAGAGAAAACUCCGGUCUUGGUGCGGUCUCGGUCAGUUCGUAGCACCAUCAGUGUAGGAGGCGAGGGGAAGGAGCAACAGGAGGGAUUGGAGGAGUGCGGGAGGUUGCCUUUAGGUGGUAGGAGCAGAAAAGCCUCCUUGGAAUACUCUACAGUGUGCUAAUAUCAUUGCAAGAUUCCUUUUCUGUUAGUGACUAUUUUGUUAUAAAAAUGUUCAUAAGUGUAUCCUUAUAACGGGGAUGAAUAGUUGUUUAUAUUUUCAUGUGUUUUUAUCUUAGGCAUCCGCUGUGGUGCUGUGGAAUGUUUGUAGAAGUUUAGUUAGUAUUUUUUUAUUUGAUCUUUUUUAUCUUAAUUGAUGAACCACAGAAAGAGUAAGAAAAGUCAGAGUGAUCAUAUUAUUGAAUACGAAAUAUUUUAUACAUUUAUAUGGUAUUAGCAAUAAAGUAUACUUGAAA
Molecule: messenger RNA, 8388 nt
Organism: Portunus trituberculatus (swimming crab)
Lineage: Eukaryota; Metazoa; Arthropoda; Malacostraca; Decapoda; Portunidae
Product: putative neural-cadherin 2
Exons: 26
Coding region: 684-8096 (2470 amino acids)
Biological process (GO): homophilic cell-cell adhesion
Cellular component (GO): catenin complex; plasma membrane
Molecular function (GO): calcium ion binding; cadherin binding
Source: RefSeq, a predicted model, not a curated record